Molecule: messenger RNA, 967 nt
Organism: Symbiodinium necroappetens
Lineage: Eukaryota; Dinophyceae; Suessiales; Symbiodiniaceae
Source: the annotation of a GenBank genome assembly
GUCUCGGGCCAAAACCGGGCAUCAAGACGAGGAGCGAUCUAUUCCGCUGCGACGAUCCCGCUCCGUCGAGGCCAGGCAGAAGACGCCAGGCGGCCGCAUGAAGCGUCAGGACAGCGAGACGGGACCCUCCGCCUUGCCGAACCAUCUGAACCAGGUCACUGCAGCUUUUACUGCUGCUGUGGAGACCCGGAGCAGCCAGGUUACGACUCUGCAGCGCUGCGUGCAUGGCAUCUCUUUGAUGCUUGGAGUGCUGUUUUCGCUCCUUUCCGAGCUGCCUUCCACGGAGAACUCCCAGCGGAUCCAGCGGCCCUCGCCUGUCUCGGGCCGCACCAGCGCUCCAGAGGCUCGCCCGACUCUGUCAGAGUCGGCCAUGGGGGUGCUCAAGGACAAGAAAUGGAAGAGGCCUCAGGACUUGCCGAACGCGAUUCGCUAUGAUUGGGAGCAGGACAUGGACAACGCCGGACUUCGGACUAUCCUCAACACUCCCGUGCUCAAAGAGCCUGUGAAGGUAGAUUUCGAAGACAAGCAGGCAAAGUACCACGUAGCCAUUCAUUUUGCUCCCCACUACCAUGCACUGCGGCAUUGGAUCUGUGGCGACGAUCUCAAUUUCGUCCGAUCCUUGCAGCACUGUAAUCCGAUUCAGACAUCUGGUGGAAAGUCUCGUGCCACAUUUCUGAUGUCCCACGACAAGCGGUUCCUCCUCAAAGCCAUCAACGAGUCGGAGUUCAAGAAGCUGAACAGCGAGGCCGAGAACCUCUUCUGGUACUUCGACAAGGUGCUUUUCGACAAGUGGCCCUCGGUGCUGACGCAGGUUAUCGGGCUCUUCUCUGUUUCGGCAACCAAGAAAUCGCAGAAUUACAAAGGCUAUUAUGUGGUGCAGCAGAACCUUCGAUACAGCCUUCGUGGCACGUGGGCCUUCAUCUUCGAUCUCAAGGGCACUGGAAAAAAUCGCCGUGUCCAAGCCACG